Messenger RNA from Spinacia oleracea (spinach), 1743 nucleotides. Its product is annotated as sodium/pyruvate cotransporter BASS2, chloroplastic. The transcript has 13 exons. Gene Ontology annotation, cellular component: membrane. The coding region runs from base 216 to 1463 and encodes 415 amino acids. The record is from RefSeq and is a predicted model, not a curated record. NCBI's taxonomy places the organism in Eukaryota, Viridiplantae, Streptophyta, Magnoliopsida, Caryophyllales, Amaranthaceae.
UGUGAUCUUCGGAUCAGUCUAAAGCUCACUUCUGUGGCUCACUCAUCUCCACGCAUUCUAAAAAAUCUCGCAUUUUUGACACUUUGAGUCUCCCUUUCCCCUUCAAUUAUUCCCAGCUGGACCGAAAUAGCAUGAUACCCAAAACCUCUCACUAAAACCCUCAUUCUCACUUGAUUUUCCUUGGGGUUUUUGUUGAGAAAAUUUGUAUCAUUUCAAUGGCGUCUAUGUCAAGAUGUGUGUUAAAAGACUGUAAAUUUCAGCUUCAAGAUGCUGUUUAUUACAGACCCAGUUCUUCCUUUGCUUCAAGAAUUGUUCAAUCUCAUCUGGAUUUAAGACAUGUCUCAUCUUCACUUGAAAGUCAAAUGACUUGUCUUGCAAUUACCCAGAAGAAGAGCACAUUGAGUCCUGUUGUCGUUCAGUCUUCAAGAUGUAGGAGUUCCCAAUUUCUGUGUAAGGCAGCAACAGACUACUCUGGAGACGUGCCCACCAAUGCCCCGAAGGAAUUGAGUCAAUAUGAGAAGAUUAUUGAGCUCUUGACAACCAUGUUUCCUGUCUGGGUCAUAUUGGGAACAAUUAUUGGCAUUUAUAAACCUUCUGCGGUAACUUGGUUACAAACAGAUCUUUUUACUCUUGGUUUAGGUUUCCUCAUGCUUUCGAUGGGAUUGACCUUAACAUUUGACGAUUUCAAACGCUGUUUGCGGAAUCCAUGGACUGUUGGAGUUGGUUUCUUAGCUCAAUAUAUGAUCAAGCCUGUGCUGGGGUUCUUUAUUGCAUUGACCCUGAAAUUGUCCGCACCUCUUGCAACUGGUUUGAUUCUUGUUUCAUGCUGCCCUGGAGGCCAGGCGUCGAAUGUUGCAACCUACAUAUCUAAAGGGAAUGUUGCACUCUCAGUUCUCAUGACAACGUGUUCAACUAUUGGAGCUAUUAUUAUGACUCCACUUCUCACUAAGCUUCUGGCUGGCCAACUGGUCCCUGUUGAUGCAGCUGGUCUGGCGCUCAGCACUUUCCAGGUUGUCUUGGUACCAACAAUUAUCGGAGUAUUGGCGAACGAGUUUUUCCCCAAGUUUACCUCAAAGAUAAUUACAAUAACCCCUCUGAUUGGAGUGAUCCUCACUACGUUACUUUGUGCUAGUCCUAUUGGACAAGUUGCAGAUGUUCUGAAAACACAAGGACCACAACUGAUCCUGCCGGUUGCUAUUUUGCAUGCUGCUGCCUUUGGAAUUGGUUACUGGAUGUCCAAAUUGUCGUUUGGUGAAUCCACUUCUCGUACUAUUUCUAUAGAAUGUGGAAUGCAGAGUUCUGCACUCGGGUUUCUGCUGGCUCAAAAACAUUUCACAAACCCACUUGUUGCUGUCCCUUCAGCCGUGAGCGUGGUUUUCAUGGCGCUCGGUGGUAGUGCUCUUGCUGUUUACUGGAGAAACAUGCCUAUCCCUGCUGAUGACAAGGAUGAUUUCAAGGAAUAGAAAAAACUCUCUCAAAAUGUGGGAGUCUAUUUCUUUGCCAAAAAUGGCAAAAUCUAGGAUCCAUUCUUUUCUAUAGCCCAUUAUUUAUUCCAUCAAGAAAAUGAUUUUCUUUUGUUUUAGAUGCUAGAGAUGGUGAUGUUUAAUCCUCCCCAGUUUUUAGAUUCAUAUUAGGGAUAAACAACAAGAUUAUGGCGUGCGUCUCAACAUUAAGAUGAUUUUGGAGAAUUUUCACUUGCUUCUUCGGUCCACAUUCUAAAUAAGAGUUUGAAAACAUUGUCAA